Molecule: messenger RNA, 760 nt
Organism: Trifolium pratense (red clover)
Lineage: Eukaryota; Viridiplantae; Streptophyta; Magnoliopsida; Fabales; Fabaceae
Product: F-box/kelch-repeat protein At3g06240-like
Exons: 2
Coding region: 104-760 (218 amino acids)
Source: RefSeq, a predicted model, not a curated record
AAAAAAAGAAAUUUUUUCAUAAUUUUCGAUGGACAUAUGAAGGAGAAACCCUUUACCACUGCCAGCCACUUCUGUUAUUGUGAAGCUGGAGAACUCUCUAUCAAUGGCUGCUGCAACUACAAUUGAGAAGAAGAAGUUUAUGGGUCCUUCUGAUUGGAACAUUUAUUUGCUUUCUGGAGAUAAGUUUGAGAAUAAAGUGAAAUUGGAUUUGCCACCUUCAUUUCAAAUUCCAAACAUCGGCGUUGCUCCUAUUCGUGUUCUUGGUUCUGCUAUUAAUGGCAUUAUUUGUAUCUAUGACCAUCAUGGAGUUCCAACAACUACUGUAUUAUGGAACCCUGUCACUGAGGAAAUAAUUCAGAUACCUCUUGGUCAUGCUGAGUUUAUACCUGAGUUUACAACUCAAAUUUUUCCUCAUGGAUAUGGCUAUGACCAUAUUGGAGAUGACUAUAAAAUCAUUCAACAUGUGGAUUAUACUAUGGUUAAUGAAAAUCCUUUGGACGAUUUGGAAAUGGAAGAUGUUAUGAUGCCGGACCCAUUCUGGGAGAUAUAUAGUCUAAAAAGUAACUCAUGGAGAAAAAUUGAUUUUGAUAUGCCAAUGAUUUACUGGAUUUUUAAUAGCGUCGCCUACUUCAAUGGGACGUGUCAUUGGUUGGGGGAAACAAACAAGGUGGUAUCAUUUGAAUUGUGCAAUGAGGCGUACUUUAUUACACCUUCUCCCUUGGAAGAAGAUACGCACGAUAUGGUUUUUGCCCUAUUUUAG